AUGGCUAACAACUCCCAUGGUGAAGACAAAUCUGGAGGUGGUAAGAAGUUGCUCAACUCAAGCAAAAGUGUUGAUCAUAGCCAGAUGAAGCAAGCGGAUUCAGGGAGUGGCAGCCAAAAGGUGGCCGCGGUAGCUGCUAAUGGUGGCAAGAAGCUGAAGAGAAACACGGGUGGUUUUCGGAUAAAGAGAGAGAACAACCAGGAGAGUGACGGUGAAGACAAGAAAGGAACCGGAGAUUUGCAAUCAAGUGAUCAUGCUAAACAUUUAUGGACUGAGAAAAAGAGGAGAAAAAAGAUGAAGAAUAUGUUUCAAGAACUUCAUGAUUUACUCCCUAAACAAACUCCUAAGGCAAAAUUGCUUACAAUAGUGGAUGAUGCAGUAAGCUAUAUCACAUACUUGCAACAGAUCCUCCAAAAGCUCGAGACUCAGAAGCUAGAGAGGUUCAGUUCUCCAUCAACAAACACCAGUGUCACUUCAUUGAUUCAUCCACACAAGCUUAUUGCUGAAUCGUUUUUAGCCAAUGGGAGUUCAUCAACCGGUCCCUCACACAACGCAUCGUGUCCCAAUUUUGGCCAGUUUUCCUUCCCUCUGUGUUCAAAACCAGGUUUUCAAACAUGGGCUUCGUCUAAUGUCGUCUUGAAUGUGUGCGGUCCGGAUGCACAUAUAAACAUUUGUUGCUCUAAGAAGCCUGGGUUGCUUACUGCUAUUUGCACCGUGUUGGAAAAGUGCAAAGUAGACAUCAUUUCCGCUGAUAUUUCUUCUGAUGAGUCUAAAAGCAUGUUCAUGAUUCAUGCUCGUGUGAAUGCUCCUGAUGAUUUGGUGGCAGCUUUUUCUUAUGAAGAGAUAUACAAGCUAGCUGCACUAGAGAUAAUGUUUUUGGCUAACUCAAUGGUUCAAAACCAACUGAUUGUGAAUACUAUUGUGUGGGACGAGUUUGAGAAGUUUUCUGACGAGGACGGGAAUGCUAAGGUGAAUGCUCUUGAUAAUUUGGUGGCGGCUUUUUCUUAUGAAGAGAUAUACAAGCUAGCUGCACUAGAGAGAAUGUUUUUGGCUAACUCAAUGUGCUCAUAG
Molecule: messenger RNA, 1071 nt
Organism: Helianthus annuus (common sunflower)
Lineage: Eukaryota; Viridiplantae; Streptophyta; Magnoliopsida; Asterales; Asteraceae
Product: transcription factor bHLH95
Exons: 5
Coding region: 1-1071 (356 amino acids)
Biological process (GO): regulation of DNA-templated transcription; endosperm development
Molecular function (GO): protein dimerization activity; DNA-binding transcription factor activity
Source: RefSeq, a predicted model, not a curated record